Messenger RNA from Zerene cesonia (dogface butterfly), 3728 nucleotides. Its product is annotated as NPC intracellular cholesterol transporter 1 homolog 1b-like. Lineage: Eukaryota; Metazoa; Arthropoda; Insecta; Lepidoptera; Pieridae. The record is from RefSeq and is a predicted model, not a curated record. Gene Ontology annotation, cellular component: membrane. The coding region runs from base 1 to 3726 and encodes 1241 amino acids. The transcript has a single exon.
AUGAAGGGAACUUUAUUAUUUCUGGUAAUUGUGUGUAUGUGGAGUAGUGUAUAUGCAAGAUGUUCAACUCGAGGUGACUGCGCUGUUAUCGGUGGACGCUUGAAACCAUGUCCAGUAGAUGAAGAACCUAAACCAAUUUUUGACAAUCUUUCACCCCAAGAGAGACAUGAAUUGCGAGAGCAAAUUGAGCGAAGAUGUCCUCAUCUUUUAUACGAUGAAAAUGGUAACAGACUCCCAGACAAUCAAGUGAUGACUUGUUGUGACCCAGUCCAAGUAUUCAGAUUUUCUGAAAGCUUAAACAUGGGUGAGGGUGUGCUCGCCCGCUGUCCGGUUUGCUGGAGGAACUUCGUACGGCAAAUUUGUGAAAUGAAUUGCUCACCAGAUCAGGCUAGAUUUGUGAAUGUUACUACAAAUGUUUCUCCGGACAAUAUUACUUAUGUUGAAGAAAUAAACUAUAGACUUCAUCAUGACUUUAUGAUCAAUAGCCACAAAUCUUGCUCUGAAGUCAUGGUGCCUCAAUCAGGUAUGCCCGCGAUAAAUUUAAUGUGUGGAAAUGCACCUGUUUGUGAUGCAGAUGCCUGGUUCGGCUAUACAGGUGACGCAACAAAUAAUCCGUUUGUGGACGUGCAAGUUAAUUUUAUAAUUACUCAUACUCUAGAAGACUCUAUGAACAUAUAUGCUCCCUUAUGUAAUGAAACUAUUGGAGAUGAUAUACCAUGCAGUUGUUUAGACUGUACUGCUAACUGUCCAACAAGUGAGAUCGAGGUUCCGUCUAUGUGCACUGUACUUUCAGUGAAUUGUAUUAGUUUUUCAGUGGGUAUAACGUUCUUUGUAAUCAGUGUCAUUGUGUUUAUUAUUUUGGCUUUAUUAGAAGUUAGACGACAAAGACAAUCAUCGGGAGAUACAAAAAACAAUGAAGAAAAAGACAACACUAACAAAUUAACAAAAUUUUUUCAAAAUGUAUUCGAAAAAAUUGGCGAAUUUAGCGCUUCUAAUCCAAUUAUUAUGAUUAUGCUUACGACUUGGGUUGUAUUUGCAAUGACAUUUGGUAUUAUCAAUAUAAAGUUAACGGCAAACCCAUUAGAGUUAUGGUCGGAUCCUGAUUCAGUUUCUCGACAUGAACUUAAUUAUUUUAAUUCAAGAUUUGGACCAUUUUAUCGAGCUGCUCAAGUUUAUUUAACAAUGAAAGGUUUGGAACCAUUUCAAGUGGGCAACGUUACAUAUGGCCCUGCCUUUAGAGUCGAAGCUAUACAAGAAUUAAUAAAAUUAGAGGAUGCAAUUUUGAAUAUUGGGCGUGACGACGGGACCGUGAAAUUAGAAAAUGUAUGCUAUGCACCUCUUCGUCAACCCGGGGCUGAACAAAAAUUAGAAGAUUGCGUUUCUAUGUCCGUAUCAGCUUACAUACCUAACAGGAUAAUUAAUAACAAUACAUAUUUGAAUAACGUACAGAAUUGUUUAAAUAAUUAUCUGUCACCAAGUUGCUUACAACCUUGGGGUGGUGGCGCUGACCCAGAACUUAGUUUUGGAGGAUUCGAAGAUGACAACUUUUUAGCUGCUGAUUCUCUCAUUAUUAACUAUCCAAUUACUAAUCAUUUACUUGAAGCCGACUUAGAACCUGUUUUAGAUUGGGAAUUAAAAUUUUUGAAAUUAAUGGAGGAUUAUGAGCGCAAUUGGAAAGCGGAUUUUGUUGAUGUUGCAUACGGUGCUGAAAGGUCUAUUGAAGAUGAAAUUCAGAGGGUAUCGGAAGCGGAAAUAGUGCCUAUUGCUAUAAGUUAUUUACUUAUGUUUAUUUACGUUAUUUUUGCCCUUGGUCACAUAAGGCGAUGUUCAACCUUUCUACUCGAUAGUAAAAUUUCGGUAGCUAUAGGCAGUAUUUUAGUUGUUCUAGCCGCAUUGUAUUGUGCGAUGGGUAUAUUAGGCUUCGUGCAAGUUACAAUUAGUCUGCUGGCUAUUAAUGUAAUACCAUUUUUUGUUCUAUCGAUAGGAAUAGAUAAUGUCUUUUUAAUGGUCAAUUCUAUACAUCGCAUACAAUCUAAUCUUGAUAAGUACAGUGAUUAUAAGGAAGGAAUGAGUUUUGAUAAAAAACGACGGUUUAUAUUCGGUAAGAUGAUGCAAAGUGAAGGACCAUCCAUGUUUGUGUCUUCCAUAACACAGGUGACAUGUUUUGCUGUAGGUACUAUUGCCAAUUUUCCAGCUGUUAGAGUGUUUGCUUUAUUUGCAACUAUAUCUUUAGCAUUUUUGUUUGUGUUCCAAAUAACCACUGUUGUUGCUAUUUUAUCGCUCGAUUUCAAGCGAUGUGCUCAAAACAGGUUUGAUCUUUUUUGCUGUGUUCAGAAGAAAGUACUAAAUGAUGAGGAACCACUCCAUUCAGAGAUCGCUCAUGAAGGUGUCACUCAAAAGCUAAUGGAGCCCUAUGCAAAGUUUUUAUUAAAUUGGCGUGUUAAAAUAAUUGUUGCUAUAGUUUUCCUAGCAUUUAUGUCAAUAUGUACUAUUUUGAUUCCAAGUAUUGAGGUGGGAUUAGAUCAAAACCUUGCAGUUCCACCAGACUCUUAUGUAUACAAAUAUCUGGAUGCCGUUAACGAUAUCUUGCGUUUAGGACCUCCAGUAUUUUUCGUUUUAAAAAGUGGCUUGAAUUUUACAAAUCCAGAGCAUCAGAAUGUAGUUUGCGGAGGUCAGUUAUGUAACGAUGAUUCUUUAACAAUGCAAAUAUUUUUAGCCGUACAACAAAAAGAAAUAACAUAUUUAGGUAGAAUUUCAAAUUCUUGGAUAGAUGACUUUUUUGAUUGGUCUUCCUUACCAGGCACUUGUUGUAAAUAUAAUACGACCGAUGGUGGUUUUUGUUCAAGCAUGUCCAGUGAGCCCGAAUGUCAGUUUUGUACAAUUCCCCAAGGUGAAUUUGCCAACGGUUUAAGACCAGGUACGGAAGCGUUCCAGUACUAUAUACCGUUCUUCUUGCAAGACACACCAACAGAAACAUGUAAUAAGGGUGGGUUAGCUAGUUAUUAUUCAAAUGUAAAUUAUGUUCUUGAUUCAGAAGGCCGCGCGACUGUUCACGAUUCUAACUUUAUGGCCUAUCACACCAAUUUAAAAACGUCGUAUGAUUAUAUAACUGCAGUUAAAUAUGGUUACGAAGUCAGCAAAAAUAUAACGGCUGCUAUACACCGUCAUACAGGUUUAGACGUAGAAGUGUUUCCAUAUUCCGUAUUUUAUGUGUAUUAUGCACAAUAUCUGACUGCAUGGGGGGAUACAUUUUCAUCUCUUGCUUAUUGUGUGCUAGGAGCUUUAUUAAUCAAUAUAGUGGUAACUGGGUUCAACUUUACUAUCACAUUGGCUACAAUAUUCACGGUUAUAAUGGUCGUUAUAGAUAUGAUGGGCAUAAUGUACAUGUGGAAUAUACAGAUGAACGCUGUUUCGUGUAUCAAUUUGAUCGUUUCGAUUGGUAUAACAGUUGAGUUUUGCAGUCAUCUCGCCUAUGCCUAUGCCACCAGCAGCCGUCCUCCAGAUGAAAGGGUUGCAGAUGCAAUCAAAAAAGUAGGGGCAACCAUUAUUACGGGAAUCACUUUUACUAAUAUUCCCAUUAUUGUUUUAGCUUUCUCAUACACAGAAAUUAUAGAAAUAUUCUUCUUUAGAAUGUUAUUCAGUUUGGUUAUUUUAGGUUGCCUUCACGGAAUGGUAUUUUUCCCUGUGUUGUUAAGCUACUUAAAUAACUUUAAAUACAAGAUUUAAUC